This is a messenger RNA of Penicillium vulpinum, 1566 nucleotides long. RefSeq names its product glycoside hydrolase family 43 protein. The coding region runs from base 1 to 1566 and encodes 521 amino acids. Gene Ontology annotation, molecular function: hydrolase activity, hydrolyzing O-glycosyl compounds. NCBI's taxonomy places the organism in Eukaryota, Fungi, Ascomycota, Eurotiomycetes, Eurotiales, Aspergillaceae. Gene Ontology annotation, biological process: carbohydrate metabolic process. The transcript is spliced from 4 exons. The record is from RefSeq and is a predicted model, not a curated record.
AUGAGUUACUCUAAUCCCAUCAUUCCGGGGUUCAACCCUGACCCAUCUAUUAUUCGUGUCGGCAAAGACUUUUUCUUGGUCACCUCUACCUUUGAAUACUUCCCUGGAGUCCCCAUUUACCACAGCCAGGAUUUGAUUCAAUGGAAAUUGAUCGGUCAUGCAUUGACACGGCCCAGCCAGCUCCAAAUCCAUACACCAGAACCAGGAGGUGGAGUAUGGGCAACCACAAUUCGUCAUCACGCGGGGGUUUACUAUAUCAUGGCUGCAAGCUUUCAGCGUUAUCGUCCUCAACAGGAUGACCGAGUUUGGCCACAGGGAUUUUACGUCAGAACGACCGAUAUAUGGAAUGAGAAAACAUGGUCUGAUCCAAUCUAUUUCGACCAAGUCGGUUUUGACCAAGAUCUUUUUUGGGAUGUCGAUGGAACCGUAUAUUUAUCCUCGACCUACAGAAAGACUCAGCCAACUAUUGGUGCUAAUCUAAAAGACUUUGCGAUUCAUGUAUGCACUGUUGAUCUGGCCACCGGGCAUUCGACAUCUGCGCCUAAAUUGAUCCGGGAAUCUUCUUCUGGUGUUGCUGAGGGAUCGCAUAUUUUCAAACGCGGCCGUUAUUGGUACCUGUUUACAGCAGAAGGUGGCACUGAAAGUGGCCAUAGCGAAUGGGUGAACCGCAGUGAGGUUGGUCCAUUUGGACCGUGGGAACUUGGGCCAAAUAACCCUCUCUGGCGCAAUGGCGUUGAGGACGAAGUGCAAAACACAGGACAUGCCGAUCUGGUCGAGGAUACCAAAGGGCAAUGGUGGGCAGUUGUCCUCGGCGUUCGUCCUUCAAGACAAGGAGAUAUGUGGCAAGAAUCAGUGCUAGGUCGAGAGACAUUUCUGGUUCCUUUGGAAUGGAAAGACGACUGGCCUGUGAUCAACGGAGGGCAGAAAAUCAGUCUCAAUUCCAAUGGACCUGGUCUUUAUCAAUUUGAUAUUCCGGUCUCCUGGAGAGAUGAAUUUUCGGAGCCACAAAUGCAAGUCGGCUGGUACCGAAAAAACACACCCUUCGUGAACGACUACUCGCUGACUGAGCGCCCCAAUUACCUUCGUCUCCACGGCGGACCAUAUAAUCUGUCAGUGCCGGCCAGUCCAACCAUGUUCCUCCGCAAGCAAACCCACCACCUCUGUAGGUGGGAAACAAAGCUUUCCUUUGAGCCGACGGUAGAUGAAACCGAGGCUGGUACUGUGGUCUGGUUGAACUAUUUUACAUAUAGCAGCAUCGGUAUUAGGAAAGAUAGCAAGGGCCGGUUUAUUCGUUUUCGACCAUCGGAGGGCGACAUUGUGGAACAUAGAUUGGAUACAAACACUGCUGUCACUCUCACAGUUGACUGUGGCACGGAAUAUCAAUUUGGGUAUUGCGAAGGCACAGAAUCUGAGGUCCACUGGAUUGGGUCAGUUUCUAACAGUGCUGCUACGGCAGCUCCUCCAGUUGGGGCCAACUUCACUGGCAUGAUGCUGGGGCUAUAUGCAUUUGGAGAGCGCCAGCGAUGUUUAGCCCCAGCUGAUUUUGCGUACGCAGAGUUUAGAUAA